Molecule: messenger RNA, 1080 nt
Organism: Apus apus (common swift)
Lineage: Eukaryota; Metazoa; Chordata; Aves; Apodiformes; Apodidae
Product: beta-keratin-related protein-like
Exons: 2
Coding region: 194-601 (135 amino acids)
Cellular component (GO): intermediate filament
Molecular function (GO): structural constituent of cytoskeleton
Source: RefSeq, a predicted model, not a curated record
CUCAAACUUGUUCCCAGGAAAUGUCCCAGAGGGCUGGGAGGUUUUAAAACAGACGUUUGUUUGGGAGGCGGCCCGCAAAGAAAGGGGAGGAUUUUUGCUCGUAGGGGAAGAGAAGAAAAGAGAGCAAGCGUAUAGCAGCAGAGGAGAGAGGACAAACGGAUGCAGGUUGAGGCUCCCCGGCCCUAGCCAGGCGAUGGCUUCCAACCAGCUGGCAUGCCCCAACCCCUGCGAGGCCAAGUGCCCCCAGCCUCUGGCCACCAGCAGCAACGAGCCCUGCGUCGUGAAAUGCGGGGACUCCCGGGUGAUUAUCUACCCCCCACCCGUCGUUGUCACCUUCCCAGGGCCCAUCCUCACCACCUACCCGCAGCAAACCGUCGUGGGAUCCUCAGAAACCUCCGAGGUGGCCCUGGCAGAGCCCCCGGCCACAGCAGCUCUGCCAGCCGAGGUGACAGGGAGGCUGGAAGCAGCAACCGAGAAACUGGCCCCUCAGCUCAUGGCCCGACCUGAGCCCCGCUGCGCCCCAAAAUAUUCCUACACCUAUUCUUCCCAGUGGACACAUCCGUGCAAUUCGUACCGCUCCGGGAAGAGGUGGAUAUACUGAGCUCAGCCAUGAGGGUGCACCGAGCAGUUAGAAGAAGCAGCAAAAGGCAACUCGAGAUGCAGCCCUGGGGGUGGAGCUGCGGGGCGCCAGCCCCGGCGCUGCGUGUUGUCUGGCUCCCUCUGAAAAGAUUUUGAGAGCUGCGAAUGCUCAACCCCUGGGAAAGGCAGGCUCGGGGGAGGGGGGGGGGACUUGCUCCUUUUGCCUUUAGUUUAGGUCUGCUAGCCUCUGGCUUUCCAGUUUAGUCAUCUGCUUCGUUGUGCUUUGUCUUACUUCAGUUAGAUUAUUGACACUGGACUUAGAGAGGUGACUUAGGAUGCUAGAAACCGCACACAGCAACCGCGCCAGAAGGAGACAAAACAUUUUCACAGACUGCACGACUUUGACCCUGGUCAUUAGCCAGAGCCUCACUGAACCCCUGAAAAGAAUAGAAAGACCAAUAUUCUGUACAAUCGUGUUCCAGAACUGUAGAAAAGCUGUCC